Messenger RNA from Akanthomyces muscarius, 1044 nucleotides. RefSeq lists its product as uncharacterized. Gene Ontology annotation, cellular component: cytosol; nucleus. Gene Ontology annotation, biological process: purine ribonucleoside salvage. Bases 1 to 1044 code for a protein of 347 amino acids. Gene Ontology annotation, molecular function: adenosine kinase activity. Lineage: Eukaryota; Fungi; Ascomycota; Sordariomycetes; Hypocreales; Cordycipitaceae. The record is from RefSeq and is a predicted model, not a curated record. The transcript is spliced from 4 exons.
AUGGCUCCCGUCAAGGAAUACUCUCUUCUCUGUCUGGAGAACCCUCUCCUCGACAUCCAGGCCGUCGGUAACCAGGAGCUCCUCGACAAGUACGAGCUCAAGGCCAACGACGCCAUCCUGGCCGAGGAGAAGCACGUCCCGCUCUACGAGGACCUCCUCAACAACUACGAGGCCAAGCUGAUCGCCGGCGGCGCCGCCCAGAACAGCGCCCGCGGCGCCCAGUACAUCCUCCCCUCCAACAGCGUCGUCUAUCUUGGCGGCGUCGGCGAUGACAAGUACGCCGCCACCCUUCACGAUGCCGUCAAGGCCGCCGGCCUUCGUGUCGAGUACCGCGUCGACCCCAAGCAGCCCACCGGCCGCUGCGGCGCCAUUAUCACCGGCCACAACCGCUCUCUCUGCACCGACCUCGGCGCCGCCAACCACUACGACCUCGACCACCUGAAGAAGCCCGAGAUCUGGGCCCUUGCCGAGAACGCCGAUAUCUUCUACAUUGGUGGCUUCCACUUCACCGUCUGCCCUCCUGCCAUCAUGGAGCUCGCCAAGAAUGCGGCCGAGAAGAACAAGAUCUUUGUUCUGUCCCUCUCCGCUCCCUUCAUCCCCCAGUUCUUCAAGGAGCCCGUCGACGCCAGCGCCCCCUACUGGGACUACGUCAUCGGCAACGAGACCGAGGCUGCCGCGUACGCCGAGUCGCACGACCUCGCCUCCAAGGAGCCCAAGGACGUCGUCAAGCACCUGGCCAACCUCCCCAAGGAGAACGGCAAGCGCAAGCGUGUUGCCAUCAUCACCCAGGGCACCGAGCCCACCCUCGUCGCCAUUCAGGGCGAGGAUGCCGUCAAGGAGUUCCCUGUCCACGCCAUUGACCCUUCUAAGAUCACCGACACCAACGGUGCUGGCGACGCCUUUGCUGGCGGUCUCCUCGCUGGUAUCGUCGAGGGCAAGUCUCUCGAGGAGUCUAUUGACAUGGGCCAGUGGCUCGCUCGCCUGAGCAUCCAGGAGCUUGGACCUUCGUAUCCUUUCCCCAAGCAGACCUACAAGUCGUCCUAA